AUGUGGCAUGCACCUCAUGAUCUACAUCACAGCCAGAUUGACUACAUCAUGGUGCACAACCGAUUUCAUUCUGGUAUUAACAGAAGGAAAGCAAGGAGCUUCCCCAGUGCUGAUAAGGGAACUGAUCACGACUUUGUGCUGCUAAAUUUUUGGCUCUUGCUAAGGGAAAUCAUCAGGCCAAAGUUCACCAGAACCAAGUUUGACUUAGAAAGACUCAGAGACCAAAACAUUGCAGAGUCAUUCCAAUCAGUGAUCAGCGGAAAAUUUGCCCCACUGCUUGCUCUAGAGGAAGAUGUAGAAACAAUGACCAACAAUUUCAAUGCUGUAACGAAUGAGGCAGCAAUGGACAUCCUUGGGAAACAUCCUUCUAUUAUGGCACCUAGUGAUCUGCACGUUGCUAAGCAUGACUUUGGAGUUAUUCUAUCCUGGAACAGUAACAUUACAGAAGAAAUGAUGACAUAUUAUGUGAAGUAUGUUUUGAUUUAUAAGUUCGAUACAGCUCAGGAAAAAGAAGAAAGACUUGAAGAAAAGGAAAAGAUGAUAAGACUUGGGUUACACUCUGGUUUCCAUGCUAAAGUUAAAACACAGCUUCUUUCAAAAGAAACAGAAGACCUUAUAAAGGAGAGUAACUGGACUGAAUUUACUUACAAGGCACCUCCAGUAUAUAUCCAAAAUUUCUCAUGCAUCAUAUAUAACAUUUCCAAUUUAAAUUGUACCUGGGACAUUAAAACAGAAGCUCCUGAGGAUGCUCAGUAUUUUCUUUCCUACAGGCACAGUAGAGAAGAGUUCCAAUGCCAACUAUAUUUAACAAAUGCAAAGAACAAAAACAUUGGAUGUCACAUGAAAGAAGUAUAUUUUAAUCACACUAAUACUAAUAAAAUCAGAUUUAAUAUAACGGUAAAGGAACUAAGCAACAGUUCAGAAAACCAUUCCUAUUACAAAAAAUUUACACCUCAAAGACUAGAGAAACUGAACCCUCCAAUCAAUGUGUCUAUAUCACUUGAAAAGAGAAGCAUUAAAAUUAACUGGAAACCACCACCUACUAUUGGUUCAGCAAACAAAAAUUGCUUUACAUACCAAGUGAAAAUUACAGAUCUAGAGCUCGUAGAUGUUUCUGAAGAGGAAUAUGUGCAUCCAAUUCAUGAUCCUGCAAAACAAUAUGUUAUUCAAGUCAGAGCAAAGAAAACAACAUGUAUACAUAACAAGAUUUGGAGUGAAUGGAGUGAACCAGUUUUUAUUAAUAAUGAAUAUAAGGAUAAUAAAAUGAACACCUGGAAGCUGCUCAUACCAAUUUUGUUUUCCUCCAUGAUCUUCACUGGAGGAUUGCUGAUAUUUCUUCAUAGAAGGUAUAAAUGCUUUGAUCCUAUACUCACACCUAUCCCACACCCUUCAGACAGAAUCAGAAUCUGGUUAGCUUCUGAUGCUGCUCCGUGUCAGCAGGAGUAUGGCCUGGUUCCCCAAAUUUCUGACAUGCUGGUUAUCAGUGAUCUGAGCACACCUGUCACAGAACUAAGUUUCAACACAAGUGAAGUGAACAUGCACUCCGAGAUCAUGUUGGUCCCUCUGGAAAAGAACCAACACAAGGGGAUUAACUAAUGAAGAUUCUUAAGCAUCUGGAAAACAGCCUACAUGUACUAGCAUAUGUAUCCUGAGGGAUGACAAUCCUCAUUGCUGUGUGAGUGGGUUAUCUUUUCUGUGCUGAAUUAUCUUGUGGAGAUACUCCAGCUGAAUCCAAAUAGGCCUGAGCCAAGAACCAGUCUGAGCCCAGCAAUUUGACAGAUCUCAAAAAGGUUUUACUAGGGACAUUAUGAGAUUCCUGAAAUGUGUAUUUGGGUCUCAAGAGCAGACACCAGAGACAGCUUGCAGUUUGUCUUUUACUACUACUACUACUCUUAACCACAGCACUAUUAUAGCUAAAGCCUAUUCAUGAGAUGGUUUUUGGAUGCAAAUUAAACUGGGAUUUGGGAUUAGAGUCGAAGGUCAAAUCAAGGAUAGUGUUUGGGUUUUCAUUUCAUAGCACUGUUAUCACAUGAGAUUGUGGUCAGAAGAACAAGAUCAGCUGUUUUUACAAGAUCAAUGGAUUGUUGUUAAAUACCUGACUGAUUUAUGGGCAAGCUGAAUUGUGGGCGAUGACUGUUUUUCAUAACAUUCCUAGAGGUAACGGCUCCUAAAGGCUGUAUAGAACUUUGAGACAUGUAUAAUCUGAAAAUAUUGUAUCAUAUUGUUGAUAAGCAGACAUCAGCAAAGAAAUAAUAGUCUUGUAUAAAGAUGUAAGAUCUUUAAUGCUAAUGAAGAGAUGGGUUUUGGACAUUGUAACGGGGUGGCCUGCCCCUUUAGGAGCCAAAGACCUGGAGCUGGCCAGUCCCAGCUAGUUAGUUUAUGGGCCACACAUGAGAGAGGGGAAAAAAUGGAGUUCUACCAAGCCUAUCUAUAAAAGAGCAGCAGGAAGCCAUGAGGUCAGAGAGACUCGGAACAAACAAAAAGUUGGGACUUCAAAGCUCUCCAGGCAGGGAGAGACCCUGAGCAAGCAGGAGAAGGAAUGCAGGGCUCUCCAGGCAGGGGAGAAGCCUGAGGCCUUACAGCAGAAGAAUCUGUUGCUGGAAUCCGGAAACUUUUGUGUGGGGACUCUUAUGUUUUGUCUGGACUCAGAGGGUAGAGCCUUUAACUCAUUUCAACUGUUCCUUUCAGAUUACUUUAUUAAAUAGAGGUACGCUGACAUUAAUUAGAGAGUUUGGCUUCUUUUUGAUGGGGCUGUUAAAGUGACCUCAUUGUUACCUCAUCAAAAGGGCAAACCGAGGCAGGCUGCAGCAGAGACUUAUGAAAGCAGGGUCUGAAUGAGCUUUCCACUGACAGCUAGCUGGAGAGGGGAAAGGACUUCAGGAGCAGACUGUAUUUACAUGAACAUAUCCACUCCGCCUAAGUAUCCAGCGGACAGGAGUUAUGUAGCUUCAAAUGAUCAACUUUGGCUGGUGUUGGGUUACAAAUCACUUUAGUACUUAAUUCAGGGGUAGUGAAAUGUUGUUAUCAAUGUUGUUAUCGUUAUUGUAUGAGUAAAGGACAGCAGAACUGUGCUAAGCCUGUCCUGAUUGAGGGGUCACUCUCAACUGAAACAAACUCACUAAGUCAGGGGCUCGAAUGCCAGACUAGUGUGAAAGUAGGAGGGGGUGGGGAUAGGUGUCCCUGCCAGAAGGUGUGGACUCUAUUUCAAAGCCCCAGGCACAGUUUAAUCUGCCCCUCCCCACUGUUCAACAAUAGAGCUAAGUAAGGCUCCAUUAGGAGUCUUUUGUUUUGUUAAAUGAUCACUAGAGCUUAAAUCACUUGUUGUGGGACAGCAUUUCUGCCAGCUUGCUUCAGCAGCCAAGCUCCCCCAUUAAGAGAUGACACUCAUUGAGGCGAACCUCAAGAGACUGACCCACAGAGAUCACAACAGAGAAGUAGGUGGCAGCAGAAGGUGACUGUGUGUAGUUCAGCAGCUGGCAAGGUGUUCAGUGGAGUAGAACGGCGUCUUGCAGGAAGGUGGCCGGCAGAGCAGUGACUGGUGGAGUGGAAUGGCAGCUGGUGGGGCAGCUGGCGGAGCGACAGCCGGCCAGUGAAGUGGCGGCUGGUGGAGCAGCCAGCAUUACACAGAGUGGCUGGCGGGGCGGCCAGUGGAGCAGUGGUUGGCCGGCAGGGCAGUGAAACCAGAGCAAAUGCUCAGACAGUGGAACAAGCAAGGUGCCUUUCACCCCUCACCCCCGGUGGGAGGUGACCUCACACAGAUGCACCUCUUUACUCUGGGUCCACACUGAUCAAGGACAACCAUUAUGAGUGGGGUGUCAUGAGGGAACAGAGAGGGGCAUGGAAAGGGAACUUUUGGUUGUAGAACUUAAGAACCUGUGACAGAAGACACUGCCCCACGCACUCUGGGGUGGAUGUUUUGCUCACAGAUUUAUGUUUAUUAAUCCUCCUUGUGGCAUGUUCCCUAAUUAUUGUCGGGUGUCUUCCCUCCUUUCAUUAAAAGUUUAUCUUCUAUACUCAUGCUCUGUGCUUGUGUGUGGGGAAGUAUUGCCUCUUAGAGGCACCGAGGGAUGGUGUGUACUUGUACCAGGUUACUGGGUGGGGGCUCCAGCCAUUUCUGUGUUGUACUGUUGAAAAGGAACCCAUAGAUAUUGAACCCGGCACUGGUUGCUGCCAACUCCACCUGGCAGAAGAGUUAUAUUUACUUAACCAGAAAGGGGCACUACAGAACAGGCAUAUCCUUUUACAGACAUCUGUAAGCAAAGUCUGAAUGAACUAUGACCUGACAACUAGUUCAGGACGGGGAGAGACUUCAGGAACAAACUGUAUUUACAUGAACACACCUACUCUGUGUAGGUAUCUAGAAGACAGGAGUUGUGUAGCUCUGAAUGAUCACCUUUGGCUGGUGUUGGGUUACAAAUCAUUUUAGCACUGAAUGCAGGGGUAGUGAAAUGUUGUUAUCUUCAUUGUAUGACUAAAGGGGAGCAGAACUGUGCUAAAUUUGUCCUGACUGAGUGGUCACCCUCAGCUGAAAGGACCUCACUAAGCCAGGGGCUUGAAUGUCAGACCUCUGGAAAAGUAAAAGGGGCAGGAACAGGUAUCCCAACUAGGAGGAGUGGAGAGUCCCCAGUCUGGUUUAAUCUGUUCUUUCCUACUGUUCAAAGACACAGCUGAAUAGGCUUCAUUAGGAGCCUUUUGUUAUAUUAACAAGCUCAGAUGAGAGCUGAAACAACUUAUGGUGGGGCAGUGUUUCUUCACAGCCUGCAAAGAGCUGAAAAUCACUAAGAGACUGAUGUUCAGAGGUCACAACAGAGAGGCAGGUGGCAGCAGAAGGUGACUGACAGUCAGCUGGCAAGGUGGCGAGCUGAAGAAGCGGCUGGCUAGGCCGCCAGCAGUGAGGAACAAUGGCUGGCAGGGCAGCCAACCAGAGCAAGUGCUCAGAUGGUGGAGUAAGCAAGGUGCCUUCUUCCCCGGGUGGGAGGUGAACUCACACAGAUGCACCUCUGAACCCUGGGUUCUUACGGAGUAAGUGGGGCAUGGUGAGGGAGCAGAGGGGCACAGAAAAG
This is a messenger RNA of Trachemys scripta elegans, 5063 nucleotides long. RefSeq names its product interleukin-5 receptor subunit alpha-like. NCBI's taxonomy places the organism in Eukaryota, Metazoa, Chordata, Testudines, Emydidae. The transcript is spliced from 11 exons. Gene Ontology annotation, molecular function: cytokine receptor activity; protein binding. Gene Ontology annotation, cellular component: external side of plasma membrane. The coding region runs from base 1 to 1596 and encodes 531 amino acids. The record is from RefSeq and is a predicted model, not a curated record. Gene Ontology annotation, biological process: cytokine-mediated signaling pathway.